UGGGGCCCCUGCGAGGAGUCUUCGCUCCGGACAGCUCUGCCUGGGCCAUGCGGAGUCUCCGGGAGUAGCCGCCACGUGUGGGACCCUCGUCCUGGCAGCACAGCCGUCUGGCCGGAGGGCAGCAUGGCAGAGGCGGCGGACGCAGUGCUCUCCGUGGCCGAGUGGCUGCGGGCGCUGCACCUGGAGCAGUACACGGGGCUCUUCGAGCAGCACGGCCUGGUGUGGGCCGCCGAGUGCCAGGGGCUCAGCGACGCCCGCCUGCUGGACAUGGGCCUGCAGCUGCCCGGCCACCGCCGCCGCAUCCUGGCGGGCCUGCACCGGGCCCACGCACCCCGCGCGCCCGCCCCGUGCCCCGCGCCUCGCCCCGUGCCCAUGAAGCGGCACAUCUUCCGCUCGCCGCCCGCAGCAUCCUCUCCGCCUGAGCCGGCGCCCCCCGCCAGUGAGGGGCCGCCCACCGCGCCCCCCAUCCCGCCCCGGAGGAGCUGCGUGCCCCCCAGCCUCUUCUCGGCCCCAGCCCCCACCGCCGCUCCGGCCCCUGCGCUGCCCCCGCUGCCCGCCAAGAGACAUCAGACGGAGCCCAGCGUCCCGCCCGUGCCCCCUCGCACCGGGCCCCCCUGCCUACUAGUGAGCCUGCCUUCUGAGGAGGAGCCGCUGCCCCCCGCCCUGCCGAGCCCACCCCAGCCAGAGCCUGCAGAGCCCCCAACACCACCUCCCAGCCCCCCGAUAGUCCCCCAGAAGCCUCUUCGCCUGCGACCAGAGUUCGAUGACUCCGACUAUGAUGAGGUCCCAGAGGAGAGGCCCCAGGCCCCAGCCGGCGGCGGCGUGAUGACCAAGAAGGAGGAAGCCCACGAGGGCCCGCUGCGCCUGCUGCCACGGGCUGUGCGUGUGGCCAGUCUGCUGAGCGAGGGGGAGGAGCUGUCUGGGGACGAGCCGGAGGACGAGGAGGAGCCUGACCAUGCCUACGAGGGCAUCCCCGACUUCCUGAUCUCUGAGCUCCCGCCACACCCCAUGGACGGGCUGCCCAGGGGCACCACUCCUGCGCCUGCGGUGCUCAGGGCCGGCUGGCUGGACAAGAACCCGCCACAGGGAUCCUACAUCUAUCAGAAGCGAUGGGUGAGGCUCGACGCCGAGUACUUGAGCUACUUUGAUAACAACAGGGACGUCUACUCCAAGCGCUUCAUCUCCGUGGCCUGCAUCUCCCGCGUGGCUGCCAUUGGGGACCAGAAGUUCGAAGUGAUCACGCACAACCGCACCUUCACCUUCCGAGCAGACAGCGAUGUGGAGCGGAAGGAGUGGCUGCAGGCCCUGCAACAGGCGGUGGCGGAGCAGCGGUCCCGGGCCCGGUUGUCCAGUGCCUCCCUGCUGGGUGUUCGAGGCCUGGAGCUGCCCGACCACUCCGGCAGUCUGGAGCUGCGGGGCUUCAAGAAUAAACUCUAUGUGGCCGUGGUUGGGGACAAGGUGCAGCUCUACAAGAAUCUGGAGGAGUACCAGCUGGGCAUCGGCAUCACCUCCAUUGACAUGAGUGUGGGCAACGUGAAGGAAGCCGACCGGCGCAGCUUCGACCUCACCACGCCCUACCGCAUCUUCAGCUUCUCUGCAGAGUCAGAGCCCGAGAAGGAGCAGUGGCUGGAGGCCAUGCAGGGCGCCAUCGCCGAGGCCCUGUCCACCUCGGAGGUGGCCGAGCGCAUCUGGACCUCAGACCCCAACAGGUUCUGUGCGGACUGUGGGGCAGCCCAGCCCGACUGGGCCUCCAUCAACCUCUGCAUCGUCAUCUGCAAGCGCUGUGCAGGGGAGCACCGUGGCCUGGGUGCUGGCAUCUCCAAGGUGCGGAGCCUGAAGAUGGACAAGAAGGUGUGGACAGAAACACUCAUCCAGCUCUUCCUCCAGCUGGGCAAUGGUGCUGGGAACCACUUCUGGGCGGCCAAUGUGCCCCCGAGCGAGGCCCUACAGCCCAGCAGCAGCCCCGGAGCCCGGCGGCGCCACCUGGAGGCCAAGUACCGUGAGGGCAAGUACCGCCGCUACCACCUGCUCUUCGGCAACCAGGAGGAGCUGGACAAGGCCCUGUGUGCGGCAGUGACCACCUCGGAUCUGGCCGAGACCCAGGCACUCCUGGGCUGCGGGGCUGGGGUCAACUGCUUCUCGGGGGACCCCACGGCCCCCACUCCACUGGCGCUAGCUGAGCAGGCGGGCCAGACACUGCAGAUGGAGUUUCUCCGGAACAACCGGACCACGGAGGUCCCCCGGCUGGACUUGGGGAGGCCCCUGGAUAAGCACUACUCUGUGGUCCUGCCCACGGUCAGCUACAGUGGCUUCCUCUACAAGACGGCCUCCGCUGGCAAGCCCCUACAGGACCGCCGUGCCCGGGAAGAGUUCAGUCGGCGCUGGUGUGUGCUGGCCGACGGGGUCCUGAGCUACUACGAGAAUGAGCGGGCAGUGACCCCCAACGGGGAGAUUCGGGCCAUCGAAAUCGUGUGCCUUGCUGUACUUCCUCCUGACACCCACGGCUUUGAGCACACCUUCGAGGUAUACACUGAGGGCGAGCGGCUAUACCUGUUCGGACUGGAGAGUGCGGAGCAGGCUCGUGAGUGGGUGAAGUGCCUCGCUAAGGCGUUCGUGCCUCCCCUGGCUGAGGACCUGCUGGCCCGGGACUUUGAGCGGCUAGGGCGUCUGCCCUAUAAAGCCAGCCUGAGGCUGCAGUGGGCCCAGGAGGGCUGGUUCUCCCUGGCUGGCUCGGAGCUCCACACCGUCUUCCCGGAGGGGCCCUGCGAGGAGCCGCUGCAACUUCGGAAGCUGCAGGAGCUCUCCAUCCAAGGGGACAAUGAGAACCAGGUGCUAGUGCUGGUGGAGCGCAGGAGGACGCUUUACAUCCAGGGGGAGCGGCGGCUGGACUUCACGGGCUGGCUGGGAGCCAUCCAGAAAGCUGCGGCCAGCUCAGGGGACACGCUGUCGGAGCAACAGCUGGGAGAUUCCGAUAUCCCGGUGAUCGUGUAUCGCUGCGUGGACUACAUCACGCAGUGCGGCCUGACCUCCGAGGGCAUCUACCGCAAGUGCGGGCAGACGUCGAAGACGCAGCGGCUGCUGGAAAGCUUACGGCAGGAUGCGCGCUCCGUGCGCCUCAAGGAGGGCGAGCAGCACGUGGAUGACGUCUCCUCCGCGCUCAAGCGCUUCCUGCGGGACCUACCUGAUGGGCUCUUCACCCGAGUCCAGCGCCUCGCCUGGCUGGAGGCAUCAGAGAUUGAGGAGAAAGAGAGCAAAGUCUCCAGGUACCGAGAGCUCCUGGCACGUCUGCCUCCAGUCAACCGGGCCACCGUGAAGGCCCUGAUCAGCCACCUGUACUGUGUCCAGUGCUUCUCAGACACGAACCAGAUGAACACACACAACCUGGCCAUCGUGUUCGGGCCCACACUCUUCCAGACGGACGGGCAGGACUCCAAGGCAGGCCACGUUGUGGAGGACCUCAUCGGUCACUACGUGGCGGUAUUCAAUGUGGAUGAGGAAGAACUGAGGAAGCAGCGGGAGGAAGUCACCGCCAUCGUGAAGAUGCGCGUGGCGGGCACAGCCAGCGGGACCCAGCACGCCGGUGACUUCAUCUGCACCGUGUACCUGGAGGAGAAGAAGGCGGAGGCUGAGCAGCACAUCAAGAUCCCGGCUUCCAUGACGGCCGAGGAGCUCACGCUGGAGAUCCUGGAUCGCCGGAACGUGGGCAUCAGGGAGAAGGACUAUUGGGUCUGCUUCGAGGUCAACGAGAGGGAGGAGGCCGAGCGGCCCCUGCACUUCGCAGAGAAGGUGCUGCCCAUCCUGCACGGGCUGGGCACGGACAGCUACCUGGUGGUGAAGAAGUACCAGUCCAUGGAGGCCAUCCUGCUGUACCUGGCCAGCCACGUGGGUGACACCAAGCACGGCAUGAUGAAGUUCCGCGAGGACCGCAGCCUGCUGGGCCUGGGCCUGCCCUCGGGUGGCUUCCACGACCGCUACUUCAUCCUCAACAGCACCUACCUGCGGCUCUACAGGGAGAUCCGGAGCCAGAGGCCGUGGAGCGGGGCCCCCGACGCCAGUCACCGGCCUGAGAAAGAGUGGCCCGUCAGAAGCCUCAGAAUCUACUUGGGGGUGAAGAAGAAGCUCCGGCCGCCCACCUGCUGGGGCUUCACGGUGGUGCAUGAGACGGAGAAGCACGAGAAGCAGCAGUGGUACCUCUGCUGUGAGACGCAGAUGGAGCUCCGCGAGUGGUUCGCCACCUUCCUCUUUGUGCAGCACAACGGGCAGGUGUGGCCCUCGGAGCCCUCGCGAGUGUCCCGGGCGGCCCCCGAAGUCCGUCUGGGCAGCGUGUCGCUCAUUCCCCUGCGUGGCAGCGAGAACGAGAUGCGCCGCAGCGUGGCCGCCUUCACCAACGACCCCCUCUCGCUCCUCCGCAACGCCUGAGCACUGGAGCAAGAGCAGGAGCCUGACUUGGCUGCCCUCCAGCCUCUGGCCCCUCCGCCUGGAGCAGGGGUGGCCUGGUGAGCGCCAGCAGACCCCCACGCCUACAGCCGCCCUGGCGGGAUUGGGUCCAGCCGGGCCUGCCUGGGGAGACCCGCCCGCUUGCUGUGCCUGGGGGCUCAGCCCUCGUCCAGGGCCCCCUUCCCAGAGUGAUGGGGGUCAGGGGGGCAGAGAUCACAGACUGCGGGACCCCCGUCCAUACAGAGGCCUGGGCCCCGGGGCCCCCGCUGGAAGGGAGCCCGCCCCUAUCUCCAGAGCUGCACAGAGGUUACAAAGGGACAUCAGCGGGGACAGGACUGGGGGCCAGCCCUCUACGAGGGAGAGAACUGGACUCGGGGACGGCAGCCCCCUGCUGGCCUGCGCUGGCCAGGUGGCCCAGGCUGCCUGCUGCCCCCGCCACACUUGGGGACCUUUUGAUAAUAUAAAUACAUCCGUAUAUUUUA
Sorex fumeus (smoky shrew) is the source of this 4919-nucleotide messenger RNA. RefSeq names its product ArfGAP with RhoGAP domain, ankyrin repeat and PH domain 1 (gene ARAP1). The coding region runs from base 124 to 4419 and encodes 1431 amino acids. The transcript has 35 exons. NCBI's taxonomy places the organism in Eukaryota, Metazoa, Chordata, Mammalia, Eulipotyphla, Soricidae. Gene Ontology annotation, molecular function: phosphatidylinositol-3,4,5-trisphosphate binding; protein binding; GTPase activator activity. The record is from RefSeq and is a predicted model, not a curated record. Gene Ontology annotation, biological process: signal transduction; positive regulation of GTPase activity. Gene Ontology annotation, cellular component: plasma membrane; cytoplasmic vesicle; trans-Golgi network.